Messenger RNA from Ipomoea triloba (trilobed morning glory), 2003 nucleotides. RefSeq lists its product as uncharacterized. The coding region runs from base 156 to 1628 and encodes 490 amino acids. The transcript has 5 exons. The record is from RefSeq and is a predicted model, not a curated record. Lineage: Eukaryota; Viridiplantae; Streptophyta; Magnoliopsida; Solanales; Convolvulaceae.
GAGGGUGCAUCACUUCACCACGAAACCCCACUUGUCUCUGCAUCUUUUAGAGCGAGAAACAAAAAGCACCGAAACCAUAUUCAAACUCUGCAGUUAAAGCUAGAGAGAGAUAGAGAGAGAGAGAGAGGAAGUGCAGUGUUACAGAUGCUCAGGGAAUGGGGAAAUCUGAUGAGCGGCAACUGCCACUGCAUCAGCAACAGCAGGGGGGUCGGAAUGGGUCCGGCGAGGGCGGGCUUUCCAGAAUCUUCUGCUGCUGUUGCGAGGGAUGUCCGGUGGGCGUUUCUAGAAUCUUCCGUGGGUUUAAUUUCAAGUGCGUGUUUGUCUUGCUGCUGAGUGUCGCCGUUUUACUGUCCGCCGUGUUUUGGGUCUUCCCACGCCGCUCUAACCAGUCCGGGUUUGAUGCAAAAGAGGCAAUCAAGCUCAGCUCUACUGUUCAAGCAUACUUCAGGCUGGAGAAACCAGUUUCAGAUCUUGUUCCUAACAUUGCUAGACUAGAAUAUGAUAUUUAUGGGGAGAUAGGAGUUCCAUCCACAAAGGUUGCAAUUUUAUCCAUCCAUCAGGCAGAUUUAUCUAACCGGAGUGAUGUUAUAUUCGGCGUCCUUUCUGAUCCAAUUGAUUCAUCUAUAAACCAGCUGUCCUUAGAUUUGCUGAAAAUGUCUUUUAUAGAUAUCUUUCUUCAACAAGCCAAUUUGACACUGACUACCUCAAUCUUCGGACAACCAUUUUCUUUUGAGAUUUUGAAAUUUCCUGAUGGAAUCACUAUAAUACCUGAGCCCCGAUCUACAUUCUGGGACAUGCCCCAGAACCUCUUCAACUUUACACUAUAUAAUUCCAUUGAACAAAUAAAGUCGAAUUUUGCGGUGUUAAAGGAGCAGCUGAAGUCUGGUUUACAUCUCAGGCCAUAUGAGGACAUUUUUGUAAUGGUCAAAAACAAUAUUGGUUCUACAAGAGAUCCCCCUGUUACAAUUGAAGUUUCUGCUGUUACUGAUGUUGACGUUCUACCACCAGAAAGAUUGAAACAAUUGGCUCGAAUAAUCACUGAUUCCCCUCCCUCCGCAAAUCUUGGCCUUGAUAACUCUGUUUUUGGUAAAGUUAAGCAAAUAAGUUUGUCUUCCUUUCUAAGUCAUUCAAUUCAGGCUGUGCCACCAACUGCUGCCCCAGCUUCAGCUCCAUCUCCAUCUCCAGUACAAUAUGAUCCUUUACGAGCCUCUUCUCCAUCUCCCUCGCCUAAUUCUUAUGAAUCGUCACCUUGUGUUGAUGCUUAUACUUCACCACCAUCUUAUACUCCCGGUGAAGAACGGGGGCACCCUCCAUCCCACGUCACUGCUUCACCAGUGCCUUCACAGUCACAUGUUUCCCCUCAUAGAUUGGGAAAUCCACCAUGUGGUCCGAGCCCAUCACCGGCUGCUCAUGCCAUGCCAAAUAUGUCCCCUGGUCUUUCUCCGCUGGCUGCUGUAUCAUAUUACCCCAGUGGGGACAGUGAAGAAUUGAUUGAAAAAGGUUUUGUGUCGGCAUCACAAGUUUCUUCAGGAUUCUCUUUGUCUCCAUCAUCUCGUGUUUUCUACAAGGAGAUACACGCCCUCUACUUAAAUGGAUUCUUGACGAUCCUUCUUUGUUGGAUAUGGUGACACGUGUGGCUUCAUAACAUCGCGAUUUGGCUCGAGUAGGACGAUAGUGACUGGGACAGGAACAUUAAAUGCAUAUCGUAAGUGUAUAAAAGCGUGCAUAUAUGAAGAAGUUGCGGGCCGAUGCCAAAGGUGACUGGCCUCUGUUUCACUCCAUGACACAAAAAUGUAAUUUGCCCAAAGCAGAUUUUCAUCAAGAUAAGUAAAACUGAGAUAGUUCUAUUUGACCAUCUGCAAUGUGAGCAAAUGCCAAUAUAUGUCAAUGAUGCACAUAUGCUAACCAGAUCCUGAAAAUAUAUGUAUAUUUUGCAGAAAGAGUUACAGUAUGCCAUAUUUGUGGCAUUAUAUACAAAUGCAUAGUUUAUUCAAGGGGAAAAA